AAUCUGUUUUUGCCUGUGAAAUCCACAGCUCGUUCUGUCUAUAAUAGUGUUUCAGUCUCCAGAUUCUACUCCUGCUUGGUAGUUCAGGGUAAUGAAGAUAAAAUGCACAUAAUAACCCAAAGCUGUGUCCUAUUUUUGUGGAUGCAUACACUGACUUUUGUGAAAAGUCAAGAUUGUACCCUUCAAUCAUUUUUAGAUGGUCCCCUAUAUGAUUCAAAUUUUGACAUAUCUGAUCUGGCGGCCAGCUACCCUGGUGGAAAACAAGUCAGAGUGAGCUGCAGUGUCGGCUACAGUGGUUUUUUCCGACUGAUCUGUGUCGAGGGAAAAUGGCAGCCUAGAGGCAAUAAAUGUCAACCAAAAUCAUGUGGUCAUCCCGGCGAUGCCCAGUUUGCAGAUUUUCAUCUAGAAAAGGGAGAAGACUUUGUCUUUGGGUCAAAAGUUGUAUACACCUGCCACAAAGGUUACCAAAUGGUCAGUCGCACAAACUACAUGCUUUGCAUGGCUGAAGGCUGGGAUGGGGUUGUUCCUGUUUGUGAAGCGCAACAAUGCCCAUUGAUUCAUGUGGACAAUAAUGUGCAGGUGAAUGGAGACCCUGAGGAAGCAACCUUUGGCAAUGUAGUUCGAUUUAGCUGCAAGUCCAAUACUGAAAUCCUGUCUGGUGCAACUGAGAUCUAUUGUGAUGAAAAUGGAGAUUGGAGCGACAAAGCUCCAAAAUGCAAAGCGAUACAAUGUUCAUCGCCCAAUAUUGAAAAUGGAUAUGUGCCUGGAAAUAUCCAAGUGUACAAAGAACACGAUAUCCUGCGUUUUGAGUGCAAUGAGAAAUUUAAAGCCACUGAAAGCAGACCUUCAAAAUGCAUAAAACUAGGACCAAAAGCAGAGUGGAGCCCCACACCUGUGUGUGAACCAAUAAGAUGCAAAUUGCCAUCAACGCCACUAGGAACCAGGUAUGAACCCCCUUACAGAAAUGUGUUUUCACCUGGUGACACAGUAAGAGUCAUUUGUGGAGAGAAGUAUGGGAUUUCUAACCAUCGAGACACCUCAGCAGUAACUACAUGCGAUGAUGAUGGAGAAUGGACUCUCAGACCAGUAUGCCUAGAGGUUAUAUGCAGCAAUCCACGAGAUAACCUUGUGUAUUACUGGUAUGACAAUUGGAGGCAACCAACAAAAUUGGAUGAGACUGUACGUUAUACGUGUAGGUCAGGCUACAGGAGUACAGAUGGCGCCACACGGGCCACAUGCACCAGAGAGGGGUGGAGACCAAAUCCACUUUGUCAAGAAAUAACAUGCAGCCGACUGGAGAUUGCAAAUGCAAUUCUCAACGAUGACAGGCAGAUAUACAAAAACUAUGAAAAGGUCAAUUAUGUCUGCGAGAAAGGUUAUCGGGGAAGUCCAACUCGAACCUGUCGGGAAAAUAGUUGGACAGGUGAUUCAAAAUGUACAGCAAUAACAUGCGAUAGAAAAACUUACCCGACUGCAGACAUUGAGGGAAACGUUAAGCCCGAAUACAGGUACAAUGACCAGGUCGAAUAUAUCUGCAAGAAUGGUUUAAAGGGACGUUUUACUCUAACCUGUUCGGAAAAUGGCUGGACCGGGUCUCCAGAGUGUGCAAAAUGCGAAAAGGCUAAUGUUGAACAUGGAUUUGUACUUGGCCCAUUUAAUGACACGGUGUACUACUCCUGUGAUAAAGGUUAUAAGCUUUUCACCAAAGGCUGGUGGAGUGAAGCCACAUGUAUUGACGGUUUUUGGUCUGGAUUUCAACGAUGCAUUGAUGAAAAAAAUUGUGGAGAAAUUCCUGUUAUUCCUAAUAGUGAAGUGCCACUUCAAGACAAUGAUUACCGAGAUGGCGAACACUUCCAGAUUAAAUGUAAGGAAGGAUACCGUGAUCAGGAUUUCUUAACAUGUCACAAUGGAAUUUGGCAGUCAGAACAACCACUCGAAACAAUCUGUGCACCUUAUGCCAGUCAUUGCAAUCCCCCACCUAAAGUUCAGAAUGCAGUUGUUGUGACUUCCUAUCAGAAGAAUUUCUUGUCUAACUCUGAAGUAACUUAUAAGUGUCAUGGGAAGUAUACAAUGGAGGGGGAGGAUACGAUUCGAUGCAUAGACGGGAAAUGGGAGACGAAGAAAUUUAACUGUACAGAAAUCACGUGUAAAGUUACCGACUCAAUGCCCCCUCAUCUCAAUGUAACUGGACUACCACAAAACAAAAUAAUGAAGAUUGGACAUAAAUUACACUUUGACUGUGAUGGUCAAUAUGGACUGGUCGGGUCUGAAGAAAUUGAAUGUUUACAAACUGGACAGUGGAAUGCCCCUUUUCCAACUUGUGCUGAAAUCACGUGUAAUGUUACUGACUUAAUGCCCUCUCAUCUCAAUGUAACUGGACUACCACAAAACAAAAUAAUGAAGAUUGGACAUAAAUUACACUUUGACUGUGAUGGUCAAUAUGGACUGGUCGGGUCUGAAGAAAUUGAAUGUUUACAAACUGGACAGUGGAAUGCCCCUUUUCCAACUUGUGCUGAACCCUGCACUCUGGACAAAAAUGCCAUGAAAAGUAAUCAUAUUUGGUUCAAAAGAACUAUUCCGCAAUAUUUAAUCCAUAAUGAAGAAAUCGAGUUCAAGUGUAUCAGAGGAUCAAGUCAUGAUGGAGCAGUGAUGAUGCGUCAGAGGUGUGUUAAUGGUGUGCUGGCCCUGCCCACUUGCCGUAAAGAGGUUAAAGGACUGUGCUUAGGGAAAAACACACAGGGAUUCCACAGAAAGCAGAGUUUGUCAAAGGAGUUAGCGUCAGUAAGACUGUUGUUUCUCACUGCACAGCUGCUCAUCGAAAUGCGAUUGUCUUUAAUCUUUUUGUUUAUCCAACUGUGGGGGAAUGUGAAAGUUUCUGUAUCACAGAAUGUAUGUUCAAAGCUCCCAGAUGUUCCUCAUGCCCAAGUGUCAGGAGAGACCAAAAGGGCUGAGUACCAACAAGGAAAUGUGAUACAUUUUACUUGUGAAACUGGUUAUGUAUCAGGGCCAACCAUCAGAUAUGUCUGUACAAAUACAGGCUGGAUGGCAGUCCACCAGGGAAGGUGCUACUUGAAGCCAUGUGAACUUCCUGAUGACACUCCCAAUGGCUAUUAUCAAAUUAUCAACGGUGAAGACUUUGUUUUUGGAUCAACCAUCAAAUACUUCUGCAAUGAAGGGUAUCAAAUGGUGAGUAAGGACGACACCAGGACUUGUUUGCUGAACAAAUGGACCAAUCACGUGCCAAUAUGUGAUCCUUUAAGCUGUGACCCGCCUCCUACAGAUGGUGGGUUUACAGUAAAAGGUUUACCACAAAAUGAAGAACCGAUACUUCCUGACCGAUUCCUCACAUUCAGCUGUGAUAGCCCUGGGAAAUACCGGAAUGGCAGUUCAGUGCUGAUAUGUGGUAAAGAUGGACAGUGGGAUAAUCCAUUCCCCUCUUGUGAAGACAUCACUUGUAAAGUUGACGUGAUGAACCCCCAUCUCAGUGUAGCUGUACCACCAGCAAAUAAAACAGUGAAGAUUGGACAUAAAUUACGGUUUCAAUGCAGUGAUCAAUAUGCACUGGACGGGGCUGAAGAAAUUGAAUGUUUAGAAACUGGGCAGUGGAAUGCUCCCUUUCCAACUUGUGUUGACCAAUGCAAAGUCACAGAUGUACCAGCCAACGUACACAUCUCCGUAUAUGUACCAAAUAAUCAACUACGAAAAGGACAAAAGUUAAGGUUUAAGUGCAGACAGAGAGGACACUUUCUUCGAGGGAAUGCAUCAGUGGAAUGUUUAGCAAACGGACAGUGGAGUGACCCCUUCCCAACAUGUGGACCUCCUUUGGGUUGUAGGAGACCACCGCCCCUUGCAGAUGGAGAUAUCAAGGACAGUGUUCGAUUCCAGUACAGACAUGAAGAUAGGGUUGAAUAUGUCUGUCCGAACUACUACGUAAUGCAGGGUGGACCUUACAAAACCUGCAAAAAUGGUGAAUGGGUUGGACAGAUGAGAUGCCUCAAACCCUGCACUGUGGAUAAAGAAGCCAUGAGAAGUCACAAUAUUGCCUUCAGAUAUACAGCUGAUGAUAAGCUGUAUUCUCCACAUAAUGAUGUAAUCGAGUUUAAGUGUAUCAGAGGAAGAAGACAUGAUGAAGUACUGGAGAUGCGCCAGAAGUGUGUUGACGGUGUGAUGCUCCUGCCCACUUGCCAGUAAAUGUUUAUUAAUCAACUGAAUAUAAUAUGAUAAACAUGAGCUGGUUGAACAAACAUGUAAAAGAUUAACCAAAGUAAAGAGUUAGACCAGUAUCUAUACUUCCUGUGUGUUGUAAUUUUAAUAAAGCACAGCUUUUCACUUUGUA
This is a messenger RNA of Micropterus salmoides (largemouth bass), 4336 nucleotides long. RefSeq names its product complement factor H-like. Lineage: Eukaryota; Metazoa; Chordata; Actinopteri; Centrarchiformes; Centrarchidae. The transcript has 25 exons. The record is from RefSeq and is a predicted model, not a curated record. The coding region runs from base 103 to 4191 and encodes 1362 amino acids.